This is a messenger RNA of Etheostoma spectabile (orangethroat darter), 1017 nucleotides long. Its product is annotated as extracellular calcium-sensing receptor-like. Gene Ontology annotation, cellular component: plasma membrane. The record is from RefSeq and is a predicted model, not a curated record. Gene Ontology annotation, biological process: G protein-coupled receptor signaling pathway. Gene Ontology annotation, molecular function: G protein-coupled receptor activity. Lineage: Eukaryota; Metazoa; Chordata; Actinopteri; Perciformes; Percidae.
AUGGAGAUCUCCACUCUCCGUAUUGGCCUGAUCCUGUUUCUGGGUUUGUGUGAGCUGAACUCAGUUCUUGCCCUGAAUGGUUCUGUGGAUGAUGUUAAACAAAGGGCUGGGCUUACAGAGGACAGGACUGGUGCUGGGGUCAGCACUCAGGCUUCAUCUGUGAAAUGUAAGCUCCAAGGUACCACUCGUAUACCUGCAUUUGCAAUGGAUGGUGACUGCGUUAUUGGUGGUGUUUUCUCUAUACACUACUACAUGCACAGAGUGAAGCAUAACUACACCACCAUGCCUGAGCCACUAAACUGCACAGGAAGCAUUAACACCCGUGAAUUGCGCUUCUCACGUGCAAUGAUCUUUGCCAUCGAGGAGAUAAACAACACUACAGAGCUGCUGCCAGGAAUCAAACUCGGUUAUCAGAUCUACGACUCGUGCGCCUCGGUGCCCGUGACGGUGCAUGUGGCAUUCCAGCUUUCAAACAGCCUGGACCCGGUUUUUUACACUGGUGACAGUUGCUCACAAUCUGGUAUGGUGAUGGCUGUCAUUGGUGAGACUGGGUCCACGCCAUCCUCACUGUUGCGCCGCUGGUUAUUCCUAUUCCUCAAGGUGAGCCAUUUUGCUACUUGUGCAUGUCUGUCCAAUAAGCAGCAGUACCCAAAUUUCUUCAGAACCGUCCCUAGUGAUCAGUUCCAGCGAUUAGCGCUGGCCAAGCUGGUAAAACAACUUUGGUGGACUUGGAUAGGUGCUGCGGUAAGAUCGGACUAUGGCAAUAAUGGUAUGGCGUCUUUUUUGGCCGAGCACAAAGAGGGGGAUCCUGUGUGGGAAUACUCUGAAUCUUCUAUCGGACCAACACCCAUCGGAGGACCUGAGGACACUUCUGCUGGAGGAGAGCUGUCGCUGAGCCUCUCCACCUCGGCGCAGUGGAUAGCAAGUGAAGCAAUGUACAAAACACAGACCAUGCUGAGGUUCCGUCUUCUGUUCUGGAGCCAGCGAUUGGCAUUGAGCGAUCGUCAUCCAGGCUGA